AUGAUCGCUCUUGGCGAACUCAUCGAGCGACCCUUAUUUAAAGCUCGGAUCGAAAAAUGGCAGAAGAUACUUUUCUGCGUCUUCUUCCUCCCUCUUCUGGCCAUUGGCCUGCUAUGCGGACUGACUGGGAUGGGGUCGUCAGACCACUUUCGAACAGAACAUGGGAUCAUUGGCUUGGUCACGGCAGUUUUGGCAACUUUGGCAGUAGGAGUAUACCUCAUCGAGAACAACCUCAGACCAAAGAUCUCUAUAAGCAGGAAAUGGCGCCGAGUACACAUGAUGGUCAACUACACCGACAUCUUUAUCUGCCAGGCUGUGCUCAUGCUUUCUGGCUUUGCCCUGCCCGACGGAAUCGACGACUUUCAAGUCAUGAGUCUUUGCGGCACAAGGCAUAUCUCCACCUCACUCUCUUUCUCGGUGGGCAUGAUGGUAGCGUUCGUAUGGAACAGUGCGAUGGCAGCUAUGACGCUUCAGUGGUGGCUUGUUCGCAGGGCUAGUGAGGACAAGCCUCCUGGCAAGAUAUGGCGGGUGGUAUCGCGCGUCUUUAGGCGGAAAACCAACACCUGUGAGGAUGAUCAGUAG
Messenger RNA from Fusarium musae, 582 nucleotides. RefSeq lists its product as uncharacterized. The transcript is spliced from 2 exons. The record is from RefSeq and is a predicted model, not a curated record. The coding region runs from base 1 to 582 and encodes 193 amino acids. NCBI's taxonomy places the organism in Eukaryota, Fungi, Ascomycota, Sordariomycetes, Hypocreales, Nectriaceae.